Octodon degus (degu) is the source of this 1913-nucleotide messenger RNA. RefSeq names its product vomeromodulin-like. NCBI's taxonomy places the organism in Eukaryota, Metazoa, Chordata, Mammalia, Rodentia, Octodontidae. The coding region runs from base 33 to 1778 and encodes 581 amino acids. The record is from RefSeq and is a predicted model, not a curated record. Gene Ontology annotation, biological process: sensory perception of smell. The transcript is spliced from 14 exons.
AAAGCCCUUCUUUGCAGGUGUCAGCCACCAGGAUGUGGACACUAUGGGCCCUGGCCAUCAUGCUGGCCACACAAGCUGGAGCAGUUGAAAUGCUAAAUGAAUCUCCAGUAGAAAGUCUUCCUUCAGUACUUGCUGUGCCCCGUGUAGAAUCUAUUGUUCUUCCCCUGCCACCCAAACGGGAUUUCAGAAGUUACUCAAUCCAAAAUGGCUCUCCACCCGGCAAACAGCCAUCUGAGACCCCAGAAGGACAGUGCGCACCUGCCUCCAAGUACUUCCUAUCUUCUGGGAAACUCAAUGAAUAUCUGAAUGCCACUAUACACCCGGAAAUUGAGAGGCUGGUGAAGUGUAAGGAGGUUAACAUGGUCGGAGUGCUUGGGACGGUGUUAGACAUGAUGGGAAACAAUGGCCUGAUGGAACUGCUAGAUAUCAAUUCACUCUUAGAAAUGGGAGGUGGCGGCCUUGGUGGUAUCCUAGGCAUGGACGACAAGAGUGGCAAGUCUUCAAAGCUCCCAUCCCCCUCCAAAGUUGGUGAAACUGCUGAAAACCUGGGUAUGGGCAGCCUGCUAGCCUCUGUAGGAGGCCAAGGUUCUGUAAAAGGGCUCCUUGGUAGUGCCGAUCUCCAUGUUCCCCAGCCCUUGAAUGAUGUGGCUGAAAAUGCUAAGAACCUCAAAGAUUCUGCUAUGGAAAAAGUAAAGAAUAUGCUGCCAUCAGAAGCCACCGAUGCACUCAAAGGUGCUCUGGGAAGCCUUGACCUAAAACAGUUAUUGCUGGGAUUAACUAUUCAAAACGUGGAGACAAAGGACAUUAAUUCAACUGUGACGGGUGAUGGGAUUGACAUCAUGGCUAGAAGUAUUGCUACCAUAGGUGGAGAAGGUGUGGCCGGACCCAUCAUCACCGUACUGGGAUUUCAAGUGCACUUGAAUAUAUCUCUGCACGCUGUUAUUUCCACAAACAACACCCAGUGUGUCAGCCUUGAUAUUGAGGAAACAAAGGUCCAUGUCGACGAAGUGACCCUUCAGAUAUUAAAAACAAUCACAGACACUGCGCCUUUUUCUUUGCCUCUGCCCUUGAAGGACAUCGUCCCUCAAAUGUUUUCAGUAGAGUUACAGGAGAAGAUGGACAACUCAGAGUCCUGUGCCAUUGUUCUCACUGACUUCAAUGAGUGCAAAACCUCCACUGGCUUAUUCCAGUUCCACAUAAGCUCUUCAAGGACCUCCCCAGAAGGCAUUUCAAUCCUCUACUGUGUUACAGCCCUCUUUGACAAAACAGGAGUCCCUGUGCCUGGAGGUUGUCUCACUCCACAUCCUAAAGAUGCCAAUGUUUCCUUAGUUAUGUCCAGCACAAUGGUCAAGAUAAUUGUGAAGCACCAUGCCAAGCAGAGCUCCAUCAAGUCAGGUAACAUGGAGGCAAGCAUCACCAAGACAUCCAUCAACUUUCAGCCAGACAGUAACAGCAUCCGGAUUGUUUACUGGACUACCAUUAAGAGCAACGGUGAGAUCUUUGCUAAGGCAGAAUCGGUCUUAGUCAUCAAACUCACUGGCAAGAUUUCAAGUGGCAAAAUGAUAGUAAACAUUGAAUCUUUAAGAUCUGAGCACACUGUGAAGCCUCCUGAAUUAAAGGAUGUGGUCAAAGAACUGCUGCUCAAAGCUCAGAAGUUGCUCUUUACUGGGUUGAAAGAAUCAGCUGCAAACUGGAAUAUACCAACAGGUGUACUCUUAUUUCCUGUAACUGGCGAUGUUCAAGCAACAAAAUCGAAUGAUCUGCUCAUAGUAAGCUGAACCUAACAUAACUGAAGCCAGGCAAUAUUCUGAAUGAAAGCAAAAACAUUCUUUAAAACUGUCUUAUGAAAUACUGAGCUGAAGACAUCCUUAUGAUUAAGAAACCAAGUAGAAUUAGUCUUCUUAAAACGUCAA